AUGCCAAAAAAUGGUACUCGGGACAGCUGUACAGUUCACUUUGUGGUUGGGCUGUGCUAUGUGGGCUGCUAUUUCAUUGACAGUUAUGCACGUGUGAGAGCAGUGGUCAUGACUCGGGAUGACUCCAGCGGUGGGUGGCUUCCCUUGGGGGGUGGAGGCCUUAGCUGCGUCACCGUCUAUAAGGUCAGCCGGGCGGAGGACAGCAGCAGCACCCACAGUGGAGGAAGUGGCAGCAACCUCAGCCCUUGUAGCUCCAGUCCCAGUCCCAGCCCCAGUCCUGGUCCCAGUCCUACCAGCGUGGAAUUCCACAUCAAGGGCGAAAGGCUGAAAGACAAACUGGUGGUUCUGGAGUGUGUUCUGCAGAGAGACCUGGUCUACAACAAGGUCAACCCCAUCUUCCACCACUGGAGGAUCAAUGAUAAGAAGUUUGGCCUGACGUUCCAGAGCCCUGCAGACGCCCGCGCCUUUGACCGGGGCGUACGCCGGGCCAUUGAGGACAUAAACCAAGGGUGCCGUCCGUUCGGAGAAGGAGAUCUUCCAGAGGAAGGACUACCGGCAUUAAGGAUGGUCUCCUCCACCCACAUCCUGCCCACUGAGGCAGAGCACAUGCAUGUAUCACUGGCGUGGGCUACUUUACACACGGCACUGACUAACCAGAGCCAGCAGCCUCCUCCACAUGCAGAACGGAGAGAGGGAGCGAGGGUGGGAGAAGGAGAAGAGAGGAGGACUAACCCUGCAUUGAUGAGGUCGGGAGGCGUGUGGGAAACGAGGGCCGGCGGGCCAGCGUGUUCGCCGGUGGAAUAUGGUGGAGCUGUGUGUGAGCCGCCCCUGAUCUGCACCCCGAUGAAAGAGCCCUUCUCUCCUUUGAACCAUGUCGUCUCCACCGAGCCGUUCAGAGGCUGCUACGUGGCGGCUCAGCCCUUCGACGACAACCGCCGCUACCUGCCUCCACAGUCGACCCGCCGCGUCAGCUUUCGCAUGGACGAAGAGGAGAUCGUGCGCAUUAACCCGCGCCAGGACGUGUUCGUCCGGGGCUACGAGGACUACCGCCACCCGGUUAUGGGCCGGCGCGACGCCGACCGCGAGGAACUGGAUUUUCCCACCACCUUUCACAAACUGGACAGUAAGAAGUGCGAUUACCUCUUCCCCGACGGUCCCGGAGGGGACUCCCACUCCGGCCCGGGUCUGGGCAUAGGAACGGGCAUGGGCCUGGGCCUGGGCCUGGGCAAGGACACGGCCAUUAAGACGCAGCCCUCUCCCCAGCUGAAGUCGAAGAAGGGCCGGCGGCGGAGAGAAGACGGCGAGCGCUCGCGCUGCAUCUACUGUCGAGAGAUGUUCAACCACGAAGACAACUGGCGGGGGCAGUGCCAGGACGCCCCGGACCCAAUCAAGCAGUGCAUCUACAAAGUCAGCUGCAUGCUGUGUGCCGAGAGCAUGCUGUACCACUGUAUGUCCGACUCGGAGGGGGACUUUUCCGACCCCUGCUCCUGCGACACGUCCGACGAGCAGUUCUGCCUGCGCUGGCUGGCCCUGGUGGCGCUCUCCUUCAUCGCGCCCUGCAUGUGCUGCUACCUGCCUCUGCGCGCCUGCCACCACUGCGGCGAGGCCUGCCGCUGCUGCGGGGGCAAGCACAAGGCGGCCGGGUGACCCCACGCCGGACACUGGGACACCCUCAAAGCUAGCUAACAAAGGCAGUGGAUAAAAGCGGAAAAUUAAUAGCCGGCAUCCUUUUUUCAUUCCCCUCUCAGACAGGGUGAUAAAGUUGUUGAUCCCCAGCUCUGAGGGCUUUUGGAGAUUUCAGUUUGUGUUUGUCGCCGACAAGCAGCAGUGGAGGACAAACCAUGUGUUUUGUGGGGGCUCUGAGCAUCAAGCUAAGUGCAGGAGCUUAAUAUGAAACGGCGGAGACAUCGUGAACAACAGACUUGAAGAUGUUACUACACACAUCUGUACACAUACGCACUCAACUCUCUCGUACUCACUCUCAUACGUUGACAAAACCAGGCCACAAAUAUCAGAAGUCUACUACAAGUAAUGGGUAUCUUUAUGAAGGAAAAAAAAAGAGUCUUUUGUACAGACGGCAACAACUCAAUGACAAAGAAGAAAACAAAACUAUUCCACGUUGAAGGAGAAGUACUUGCUGUUUGAGUCUGCUAAAAGGGAUGUGUUCUUGCUUCUCUGUAAAUUUGCAGUGGGGUCCCCGUGGCCUUUCCGUCAUGGCUUCAGCAUUUGCUAACAGUGUAAUUAUUAGGCAGAGAAAAGUGCUCUAAAUUGUUUCCCCCGCCAGUAAAGGUUUCCUUUUUCAAAUUCUUGUGAUAUAUUAUCAGCCGUUUUUUAGUGUAAUCUUGACAUUUGAGUGAUGUGGUGGAUUUAAGGCCAAAUUGUUCUUUUUUUUUUGUUAAAAAACAAAAGCAAAACAGCUAAUAGUCUCAGCUUGUUUUCGGAGGCACACUCUGCAUAAAAAGUUACAUCUAAAUUGUGUUUUAAAAUCUUUCCUGAGGCGACCAUUCCGAAUCAAAGGGACCCACUCCACGAUCAGAAGGGAAGCGGUGAUCACAAAUUUGCCCUACGUACGUUUUCCAAGUCCCCUCCUCAGGAAAGUCUCCCAUAAAAACCUCCGGAUCCUCACGUUUAAAGCAGCACGUUACAGUUUCAUUAACAUCGGUGAAAUGUUUUAGCCCCACCUACUUACCGCUGUAGUGAUAUUGAAGUAUUUGUUUCUUCCCUUUUUUCUGUUUCUUUUUUCCCCUCCCUGCUCAAUUUUGUUAGUUGUUUUGAAUCAAAGGUUGAAAUGUUGCUCAACCAGCAAGUUUUGUUUUGGUGAAGCCGGGAGUCCCAGGGCUCCUGCUUAGAUGACGAGGCACUUAAAUUAGGAUAUUCUUUGAUGAAGAAACCCUCUGAUUUCUGUUGUAAAUUGAACAGAUUUAACCCUCGUUUCAGAUGGGGGGAACCCCGUCCUUAAAGCACUGCUCUCUGAGCUUUGGUUGCAGCACCCUCUCCAGGUUUCCAUGUUUGUCUCCUGACUGUGUUUCACACACCCUGUAAAUGUAGUGUUACAUUGUUUCUCUAAAGUGCAUCCACUCCUCCUUACUUGUGUCUUUAUUUAACAGGCCCCCGAAUGAAUGGUCUGCUUGGUUCUCCGAAUGCUGGGUAGAAUAUUAGCUACUAAAAGCAUGUAACGUAUGUGUAUAGGUGCAUGUGAGCAUCUUCAUGUCCACAGUUGGUUUUACGCUGUAAUGUCACCGACAACAUGAGUAAGGCUUUGACUCUUGUCCACAGGACUUAAAGAAAAUAAGUGCCAGAGAUGAGAUAAAGCCGGCCUCCUUCCUCUGUGGUGCUGGCAUCCAUCGGUGACUUAAAAACGUCCGGCCGCAGCUUUCCUGGUUCUGUUUUAACGUUGAAUGUGGGCCACUCCAGUUCCAGGUCAUUCACAAGAAUUGCGACCUUUUAUUAUAAUCCGAUCAACAACCUGUGCUUUAACAAGGCGGGUAGAUAUGUGGGAGUACUUGUUGUACACACACACAGACACACACACACACACACACACA
Menidia menidia (Atlantic silverside) is the source of this 3545-nucleotide messenger RNA. The record is from the annotation of a GenBank genome assembly. NCBI's taxonomy places the organism in Eukaryota, Metazoa, Chordata, Actinopteri, Atheriniformes, Atherinopsidae.